This is a messenger RNA of Oryzias melastigma (Indian medaka), 2289 nucleotides long. It is a transcript of the gene mgme1, whose product is annotated as mitochondrial genome maintenance exonuclease 1. Bases 270 to 1301 code for a protein of 343 amino acids. The record is from RefSeq and is a predicted model, not a curated record. The transcript is spliced from 5 exons. Gene Ontology annotation, cellular component: mitochondrion. Gene Ontology annotation, biological process: mitochondrial DNA replication. Gene Ontology annotation, molecular function: single-stranded DNA exodeoxyribonuclease activity. NCBI's taxonomy places the organism in Eukaryota, Metazoa, Chordata, Actinopteri, Beloniformes, Adrianichthyidae.
UAGUUCAUAUUUCAACCCGUUCAAGGAAUAUUUCAUGAACAGGACUACAACUCCCAAUACGCAUGAAUGAUGUGCAACAAUGAAUAUCAGUCGAAAAAAGAAGCGCUUUUUUCUGUCGAGUUUCUCUGGAACAUGUUGGGGCAAGUACUGAAAGAAUCGAAAGCUAAACUUGUAUUUCACCCCGAACUACCUCGAAACUUCUUCAACUUUGUAUUGUUAUAUACAUAACAUAGUCCCCUGCGCAUGUUUUUUUUGCCACAAUUGCGAGAAUGUUUACUCUUAGCCGUGUUUUUUCCUCUGGAAGCAUCAUCGUCUUUCAAAGCACCGCCCUCCCAGUGAGCUACUUUUCUGCCUGUCAUUGCCUGACAUAUCCCAAAAAGAACAGUCCUUACAGUGCAGUGGACAGUGAACGCUACUCUUCUCUUGUGAAAGCUGUCAUGACAUCUAGGGUCAGCUCUCAAACUCCAGAGAGCCUUCAAGUGGAGGACGAGCACAUUUAUGGACCUGUUGUUAAAGCUCAGAAGCUCUCAAGACCAGAGAUGAGGGAACCCAAAACCCUCCAUCCUUUCCUUAACCCAGAACGGAUACUGGCCACAGAUGAAUCAGGACCACCAGUCCGAAUUCAUCUAAACCGAAGCAAAUCUUUUGCACCCAGUGUGACGAGGAUUCUUCAACAGACACUUUCUACUGAACAGAUGUUCUACCUGGACAGAUGGAAGAGGAGGAUGGUCGCUGAGCUGGGAGAGGAAGGCUUCAAGCAGUACAGUCAAAAUAUAUUCAAACAGGGAAAGCUUUUCCAUUCGGCUCUGGAGCACAUUCUGAUGUCAGGAGUGACAUGGACAUCUGGGACACCAGAGUAUCCACCUGAUGUCCAGGGAUACCUUCAGAGCAUCUCCCACAUUCUGGAGGAUGUCAGGGCAGUGAGAGCGAUUGAAAGCACGGUGCAGCACGGUCCUCUCAACUACCUGGGAGUUGUAGACUGUGUAGCUCGCUACAGGGGUGUUCUGUGUGUCAUCGACUGGAAAACUUCAGAAAAACCCAAACCAUUCCUGAGCAACACUUACGACAACCCUGUUCAAGUGGCAGCCUAUGCAGGGGCUUUAAAUGCAGAUGAAAACUACGAAUACCAGGUUGAAAAUGGUCUCAUUGUUGUGGCUUACAAGGAUGGCUCGCCUGCUCACGCCCACAAGCUGGACUCAGAGCUGAUGUCAGAGUACUGGAAAACAUGGCUGCUACGCCUCGAAGAAUUCACAGAACAAAGAGCCAAUCAGGGAUCAACCACUUCUGCAGAGAAGAAGUAAAUAAAUUCAACGGCAGCUCUGCAAAAACAGGAAUUUGAUUCUUAAGCAGUUGAAAAUGACUUCUUCCAGUCAUUCUGCAAAACUAAGCUUUUAAUUUAACCAUCAAAAUUUAUUGAAUCCAAACCAGACUUGUUUGUCAGAUGGAUCUUCAGUGAAACCCAUGCUUGUAAAGAGCUGGUAGGAGACCGCAUUCUCCUCCUCCACAAAGCAGUAGACGGGGUAGCCCUGAGCCUUCAGAGUCCUGGCCAUGCUGCUGAUCACAGCUUUGGCGUAGCCUUUCCCUCUGUGCUCUGGCAGAGUAUACAACAUCCCCAUGGCACAACACGCAUAGGUCAAGAUCCAAGACACCGGCUUCCCCUCAGGAUCCAGCAUGCAGCGCGAAGGGAAAUGGGCAAUCAUGUUACGGAUCAUUCCGAGAGUCCCAUCAUGCUUCCCGAACUUCCAGGUCUGAUUUACCAAGUCAAGGUGAGAUUCAUCGAGGGAGCUCAGGGAGAACCCUGAGGAGAACCCUGAGCUGUGGGAAAGAAGAGCAAAGGACUGAAAUGUAGAAAAAAAUAUUCUUCGAUGUUUGUUUUUAAUAAAUAAAAACCAUGUUUUUAAUAAAUAAAAACAAUGUUUUUAAAUGAUAUGUUGUACCAGUCUAUAGAGGGAAGCCUGGAUUCAUCCUCCAGGAUCAUCACGUGACACUCUGAAAGUUUGUUGCUGGGCACAUUCUUCUCAAAAGCAACUGCUUUGAUAAUUUCCAUGUGAGAACGGUUGGUGCCUGGAACAUAAACAGCACUGCUUGACCAAAAACAUCAUUAUAAUUGACACUUUUGAUUUUGCUCUGUUUUGAUUAUUUGGUAGGUAUUUUUCAGUUAAGUGAAAUUAGAUCUUUGACCUCAUAACCGUAUAAGGUAAAGUCAUGAAGUAAACCAUAGAAACAUUAUGGUAAAGUAAAUAGCAUGUUGGACUUUGAACUCAAUAAAAGACAAUAACAUCCCGAAAA